Diprion similis is the source of this 3438-nucleotide messenger RNA. RefSeq names its product V-type proton ATPase 116 kDa subunit a1-like (gene Vha100-1). The coding region runs from base 170 to 2701 and encodes 843 amino acids. The record is from RefSeq and is a predicted model, not a curated record. Gene Ontology annotation, molecular function: ATPase binding; proton-transporting ATPase activity, rotational mechanism. The transcript is spliced from 12 exons. Lineage: Eukaryota; Metazoa; Arthropoda; Insecta; Hymenoptera; Diprionidae. Gene Ontology annotation, biological process: vacuolar acidification; proton transmembrane transport. Gene Ontology annotation, cellular component: plasma membrane; vacuolar proton-transporting V-type ATPase, V0 domain; vacuolar proton-transporting V-type ATPase complex.
UUCAUAGUAAUCAGCAAGCGAGAGCCCGCAGUGGGCGGAACGGAGUGCAGCACACACAGCAGUGACUAGUCGGCAGUCCCCGGUUUACGUUGGUGAUAAUUUGAUCGUGCCGAAGAGUUUCAGCCGAAAUCAACAUCCGGACCGAGCUCUUUAUCCGACAAAGGCAAAAAUGGGAUCCCUUUUUCGGAGCGAGGAGAUGACCUUGUGUCAGCUCUUCCUCCAAAGCGAAGCAGCUUAUGCCUGCGUGUCCGAGCUCGGAGAAUUGGGCCUCGUUCAAUUCCGCGACUUAAAUCCAGACGUCAAUGCGUUCCAACGAAAAUUUGUCAACGAGGUACGAAGAUGCGAUGAAAUGGAAAGGAAAUUGCGGUAUUUGGAAAAGGAAAUUAAAAAGGAUGGAAUCCCAAUGCUUGAUACCGGUGAGAAUCCGGAGGCACCGCAGCCCAGAGAGAUGAUAGAUCUUGAAGCUACUUUUGAAAAGCUUGAAAACGAGCUGCGUGAAGUAAACCAAAACGCCGAAGCUCUCAAGCGUAAUUUCCUAGAGCUGACAGAAUUGAAGCACAUACUGAGAAAGACUCAGGUUUUCUUCGAAGAGGCUGAGCACGGAGGUGUCGUGUCGCAGAUGGCAGACCCGAGCCGCGAGGAAGAGCAAGUCACCCUGCUGGGCGAAGAGGGCCUCCGCGCUGGCGGCCAGGCUCUCAAGCUCGGUUUCGUCGCUGGAGUUAUUCUCAGAGAACGCAUACCUGCGUUUGAACGCAUGUUGUGGCGUGCUUGUCGUGGAAAUGUUUUCCUACGUCAGGCUGAAAUUGAGAGCCCGCUUGAAGAUCCAUCCUCAAGUGACCAAGUGUUCAAGUCGGUUUUCAUCAUAUUCUUCCAAGGUGACCAGCUGAAAACUCGUGUCAAGAAAAUAUGCGAAGGUUUCCGUGCCACUCUUUAUCCUUGUCCUGAGGCGCCAGCUGACCGCCGUCAAAUGGCAAUGGGUGUUACUACACGUAUUGAAGAUUUAAACACGGUUCUCGGCCAAACGCAAGAUCAUCGACACCGAGUCUUGGUAGCUGCUGCUAAGAAUAUAAAGAAUUGGUUUGUAAAAGUGCGAAAGAUCAAAGCCAUCUACCACACUCUCAACUUGUUCAAUUUGGAUGUUACCCAGAAGUGUUUAAUAGCCGAAUGCUGGGUUCCGGUAUUGGAUAUCGAGACUAUUCAACUAGCUUUGCGUCGUGGAACUGAACGCAGCGGAAGUUCCGUACCUCCGAUUUUGAAUCGUAUGCAGACGUUUGAGGACCCGCCGACAUACAAUCGAACAAACAAAUUCACAAAGGGCUUCCAAGCAUUGAUCGAUGCAUAUGGUGUUGCCUCGUACAGAGAAAUGAAUCCUGCCCCUUACACUAUAAUCACUUUCCCAUUCUUAUUUGCUGUCAUGUUUGGUGACUCUGGCCACGGACUUCUUAUGUUUCUAUUUGCCGGUUGGAUGGUGCUGAAGGAAAAGCCUCUCGCUGCUCAAAAAUCUGACAACGAAAUCUGGAAUAUAUUCUUUGCUGGUCGUUACAUUGUCUUCCUUAUGGGCUUGUUUUCUAUCUACACAGGUCUAAUUUACAAUGAUGUUUUCUCGAAAUCUUUGAACAUAUUCGGAUCAUAUUGGUCCUCCAAUUACAAUAUCAGUACACUUCAAGAUAGCUCGGUGUUGCAAUUAAAUCCGAACAGUUCAGAUUACAACCAAACUCCUUAUCCAUUUGGGAUGGAUCCAAUCUGGCAGUUGGCUGAAAACAAAAUUAUAUUUUUCAACUCCUACAAAAUGAAGAUCUCUAUAAUCAUCGGUAUCAUUCAUAUGUUAUUCGGCGUUUCUGUUGGCCUGUGGAAUUACCUUUACUUCAAAAAAAUUGAAAACAUCUUUGCCCUCUUUAUACCCCAAGUAGUUUUCCUGGUUUUCCUUUUCCUGUACAUGGUCAUCCUUAUGUUCAUCAAGUGGGUAAAAUACGGACCUGCGUCUGAUAUCAGAUACUCGUCGUAUUGCGCUCCCUCGGUACUCAUCACUUUCAUUAACAUGAUUCUCUUCAAAGAUACUCCAACAGUGCAAGGCUGCGACGAUUGGAUGUAUGCCGGACAAGGCAUUCUGCAAAAACUUUUAGUCAUUAUUGCGCUACUCUGCGUUCCCUGGAUGCUGAUAGUUAAACCAGUUCUGAUCAUGCGCAGCAACAAGAGGCAACACUAUCAGUUGAACAAUCAUGGGACUGAAAACGGAGAUGUAGAAGGGGCGCCUGGGGCUGCAGCGGCAAAUGCUCCCGCCGUCCAGGGUGGACACGGUGAAGAGGAAGAAGACAUGUCCGAGGUAUGGAUUCAUCAGGGAAUCCACACCAUUGAAUACGUCCUUGGUAGCGUGUCGCACACUGCUUCCUACCUUCGACUUUGGGCUUUGUCACUUGCUCAUGCACAACUGUCUGAGGUACUUUGGGACAUGGUGUUGCGAAGGGGAUUAGCACAAGAAGGUUACGUAGGCGGUAUAAUAUUGUGGGCCGCAUUCGCCGUUUGGGCAGUUCUGACUGUCGGCAUCCUAGUUUUGAUGGAAGGGUUAUCUGCUUUCCUCCACACGUUGCGUCUUCACUGGGUGGAGUUCCAGAGCAAAUUCUACAGUGGACUUGGAUACAGUUUCACACCGUUCUCGUUUGAAAUAAUAUUAGACACUGCACAAGCAACAACAGAAGAUUAGAAAUGACCGAAUUUACUUAAACUUGUCUAUCUCGUCUAUGAAACAAUGUCAGAUAAUGCGAAAUUACUGUCUGAUCUUUUUUUUUUUUUUUAUAGGCAUAGCGGGGUUUACAUCUGAAUAUUAAAUCCAGUUUAUCGUGAAUCUGUAUUCGUCUCUAUUUUGAAAAAAUGUAUUUCUAUGUAAUUGAAAAUCAAUUAUAAUUAUGAAUUGUUGUGUUAGGCAAUAGAUUGGUAGGCGACUAACAAUAUCGAACAAAGCUACCGAUUUUCAUCAACAUAUGUGUAAUAAUUUCUCAUCAAUCCUAGUAUCGGCACAUUCGGGGCGAUGUAUUUUGGACUUCUCUGUUUACCAUUAAAUAGGGGUAAUAAAAAAAGUAAAUAUGUAAUUGAUCAGGGUUUGCUGUGGAAUGUGAUAAAACUAAUAAUGAGAAUGUCUCCGAACCGUAAACAGCUUGAUGGGGAUGAAAAGUAAUAAUAAGCGUCGAAUCAGUUUUUGACAAACAAAUUACCGUUAACAUUGCGAAAAAGGAUGAAUAUGACAGUGCAUUGAAAUUUAAAUCAAGUUAUGGAAAUUCUCUUUGUCAGAUCAAACUAUUUACGUAUAAAUGUGUCGUAGGAUUUGAAAUAUCAAAUAUACACGUCCGAUGAAAUAAUAAUUACGAUAUUAACGUAUUGAAACUGCUUUUGUGGUGUUAUGUAUUCUUUGGUGUUUAAAAAUAAAUGUCGCAGUUUAGUGUA